Messenger RNA from Pelodiscus sinensis (Chinese soft-shelled turtle), 9817 nucleotides. Lineage: Eukaryota; Metazoa; Chordata; Testudines; Trionychidae. The record is from RefSeq and is a predicted model, not a curated record.
AUGCAUACAUCUGUCAUUAAACUGAGCCUCCUGGAUGAACUCCUGUGUCAGCAAGGAGCCCCACUGCAGUUGCUGACUCCAAAGAUGUUAGUGGAUGACAGAUGUGUGGUGCAGCCAGAUGCAGGUGACCUUGCCAACCCCCCGAAGAAGUUCAGAGAUUGCCUUUUCAAGGUGUGUCCUAUGAACAGAUAUUCUGCACAGAAGCAGUACUGGAAAGCCAAACAAGCCAAACAAGGAAACCAUACAGAAGCAGCUUUGCUUAAGAAACUACAGCAUGCAGCAGAACUGGAACAGAAGCAGAAUGAAUGUGAGAACAGAAAGUUGUUGGGUGACAUCGUAAAAUAUAGCAAUGUCAUACAGCUGCUGCACAUAAAAAGCAACAAAUAUCUCACUGUCAAUAAGAGGUUACCAGCUCUCUUGGAGAAGAAUGCUAUGCGGGUGUCUCUGGAUGCUGCAGGGAAUGAGGGGUCCUGGUUUUACAUCCAACCGUUUUGGAAGCUGAGGAGUGAAGGUGACAAUAUAGUUGUGGGAGACAAAGUGGUGCUGAUGCCAGUCAACGCAGGACAGCCUCUCCAUGCCAGCAAUAUAGAGCUUCUAGAUAAUCCAGGCUGCAAAGAGGUAAAUGCUGUUAAUUGCAACACAAGCUGGAAAAUAACUUUAUUCAUGAAAUACAGUUGCUACCGAGAAGACGUUCUUAAAGGAGGGGACGUUGUUAGACUGUUCCACGCAGAGCAAGAGAAGUUUCUGACCUGUGAUGAAUAUGAGAAGAAGCAACAUAUCUUCCUUCGCACAACAUUGCGCCAGUCAGCCACUUCUGCAACAAGUUCUAAAGCACUAUGGGAAAUAGAGGUUGUACAUCAUGAUCCGUGCCGUGGAGGGGCAGGACAAUGGAAUAGCCUGUUCAGAUUUAAACAUCUAGCAACUGGAAACUACUUAGCUGCAGAGCUUAAUCCACAUUAUCCAGAUGGCAGUGCUGAAGGAAAGGUCAUGAGAGACGGUGACCUUCCUGCUUCAAAGAAGAAACGCCAGGCAGGGGAGAAGAUUAUGUAUACUUUGGUCUCUGUACCACAUGGAAAUGACAUCGCAUCUCUCUUUGAACUAGAUGCCACCACUCUUCAGAGAGCUGAUUGCCUGGUUCCAAGGAACUCUUAUGUCCGGUUGAGGCACCUAUGCACUAAUACUUGGGUGACCAGCACUAGUAUUCCUAUCGAUACUGAGGAAGAGAGGCCAGUGAUGUUGAAGAUUGGGACUUGCCAAACAAAAGAAGACAAGGAAGCUUUUGCCAUCGUGUCAGUUCCCCUAUCUGAGGUCAGAGACUUGGAUUUUGCCAAUGAUGCCAACAAAGUUUUAGCAUCCACUGUUAAAAAGCUGGAGAAUGGAACAAUAACACAAAAUGAAAGGAGGUUUGUAACCAAACUGUUAGAAGAUCUCAUUUUCUUUGUUGCUGAUGUGCCUAAUAAUGGACAGGAAGUUCUGGAUGUGUUGAUCACCAAGCCAAACCGGGAAAGACAAAAACUAAUGAGGGAACAAAAUAUAUUGGCCCAGAUAUUUGGGAUCCUCAAAGCUCCGUUUAAGGACAAAGGAGGAGAGGGAUCAAUGUUGAGACUUGAAGAUCUAGGAGACCAGAGAUAUGCUCCCUACAAAUACAUGUUAAGACUAUGUUACAGAGUCAUCAGACAUUCCCAGCAGGAUUAUAGGAAAAACCAGGAAUAUAUUGCUAAGAACUUCUGCAUCAUGCAGUCCCAGAUAGGCUAUGAUAUCCUGGCAGAAGACACUAUCACAGCUUUGUUGCACAACAACAGAAAACUACUUGAGAAACACAUCACAUCUAAAGAAAUAGAGACGUUUGUUAACUUACUCAGGAGAAAUAGAGAACCAAGAUUCUUGGAUUAUCUAUCAGACCUGUGUGUUUCUAAUACAACUGCCAUACCAGUAACUCAAGAACUCAUCUGUAAAUUUAUGCUGAGUCCAGGAAAUGCUGACAUUCUUAUCCAAACCAAGCUGGUUUCAAUGCAAAUAGACAAUCCCUUGGAAUGCUCCAUCAUCCCAGAUGAUAUUGAUGAGGAAGAGGUCUGGCUCUACUGGAUUGACAGCAAUAAGGAACCACAUGGCAAAGCUAUCAGGCAUCUGGCCCAGGAGGCUAAGGAAGGCACAAAGGCUGAUCUCGAAGUGCUCACCUAUUACAGGUACCAAUUAAACCUCUUUGCAAGGAUGUGCCUGGACCGUCAGUAUCUAGCCAUAAAUCAGAUUUCAACUCAGCUCUCAGUGGACUUGAUCCUACGGUGUAUGUCCGAUGAAAGCCUCCCUUAUGACCUCCGGGCUUCUUUUUGCCGUCUUAUGCUGCACAUGCACGUUGACAGAGAUCCUCAGGAGUCAGUAGUACCCGUUCGAUAUGCUAGACUGUGGACUGAAAUUCCUACCAAGAUCACCAUCCAUGAGUAUGAUUCUUUCACAGACUCCUCGAGAAAUGACAUGAAGAGGAAAUUUGCUUUGACUAUGGAAUUUGUAGAAGACUACUUGAGAGAAGUUGUAAAUCAGCCAUUUCCUUUUGGGGACAAAGAGAAAAACAAACUUACAUUUGAGGUAGUGCAUCUGGCUCGAAAUCUCAUAUACUUUGGCUUUUAUAGUUUUAGUGAGCUGCUCAGACUGACCAGGACACUGCUGGCUAUCCUAGAUAUUGUCCAGGGUCCUUUAUCAUCAUACUUGGAAAAAUUAAGCAAAUUUCAGGAUGGAGGAAACAAUGUUAUGAGGACCAUCCAUGGUGUGGGAGAGAUGAUGACGCAAAUGGUACUGAGCAGAGGAUCUAUCUUUCCCAUCAACAUACCUGAUGUACAGCCAAGCCUCCACCCAAGCAAGCAGGCCAGCACCAUAGAGAGCGAAGAUGUGACUGUGAUGGACACCAAAUUAAAAAUCAUUGAGAUUUUACAGUUUAUCCUUAGUGUGAGACUGGACUAUAGAAUCUCCUACAUGCUCUCUAUCUAUAAAAAAGAAUUUGGAGAUGAUGGCGAGACAAUUGAUAGUUCCACCAUCGCUUCACCGGACUCACCAGGGCUUGCCUCAGCAAUUGUUCCUGACAUAGAUGAGAUUGCAGCUCGGGCUGAGACAAUGUUUGCUGGCAGAAAAGAGAAAAAUCCAGUUCAGCUUGAUGAUGAGGGGGGCAGAACAUUUCUACGAGUCCUCAUUCACCUGAUCAUGCAUGACUACCCUCCUUUGCUGUCAGGGGCCCUCCAGCUGCUAUUUAAGCACUUCAGCCAAAGAGCAGAAGUUUUGCAAGCAUUUAAACAGGUCCAGUUACUGGUGUCUAAUCAGGAUGUGGACAACUACAAGCAAAUCAAAGCUGAUCUUGACCAGCUCCGACUGACUGUAGAAAAAUCUGAACUGUGGGUUGAAAAGAGCAACAGCUACGAGAGUGGGGAGCUAGGUGACAGUCAGGCGAAAGGGGGUGAAGAACCAAUCGAGGAACCGAAUAUUUUAAGCCCAGUACAGGAUGGGACCAAAAACCCUCAGAUUGACAGCAAUAAGAGCAAUAAUUACAACAUUGUUAAGGAGAUUUUGAUCAGACUCAGCAAACUCUGCGUUCAAAAUAAAAAAUGUCGGAAUCAGCAGCAGCGAUUGCUGAAAAAUAUGGGAGCUCACUCAGUGGUACUGGAUCUUCUGCAGAUACCUUAUGAAAAGACCGACGAAAAGAUGAAUGAAGUUAUGAAUCUAGCCCACACUUUCCUUCAGAAUUUCUGUCGAGGAAAUCCUCAGAAUCAAGUUCUCCUCCACAAAAACCUCAAUUUGUUUUUAACUCCUGGUUUGCUUGAAGCUGAAACCAUGCGGCACAUCUUUAUGAACAAUUACCAUCUGUGCAAUGAAAUCAGCGAGAGAGCAGUGCAGCACUUCGUACACUGUAUAGAGACACAUGGCCGACACGUGGAGUACCUGCGUUUUCUGCAGACAAUUGUAAAAGCAGAUGGCAAAUAUGUGAAGAAAUGCCAGGAUAUGGUAAUGACAGAGCUGGUAAAUGGAGGUGAAGAUGUGUUGAUAUUUUACAAUGAUAGAGCAUCAUUUCCAGUUCUCCUGCAAAUGAUGUGCUCUGAGCGAGACCGAGCAGAUGAGAGUGGACCCUUAGCCUACCACGUCACGCUUGUGGAACUGCUAGCAGCAUGCACGGAAGGGAAGAAUGUAUACACGGAGAUCAAGUGCAAUUCACUCCUGCCACUGGAUGACAUUGUGAGAGUGGUAACCCAUGAUGACUGCAUACCAGAGGUGAAGAUUGCAUAUGUGAACUUUGUUAAUCACUGUUAUGUGGACACUGAGGUGGAAAUGAAGGAAAUCUAUGCUAGUAACCACAUUUGGAAAUUAUUUGAGAACUUCCUUGUUGAUAUGGCAAGGGUUUGCAACACAACUACAGACCGGAAACAUGCAGAUAUAUCUCUGGAGAAGUAUGUCACUGAACCAGUAAUGAACAUUGUGAGUGGCUUCUUCAGUUCUCCAUUUUCAGAUAACAGCACUAGCCUCCAGACACAUCAGCCAGUCUUUAUUCAGCUGCUUCAGUCUGCUUUCAGAAUUUACAACUGUACCUGGCCAAACCCAACGCAGAAAGCCUCAGUGGAGUCAUGUAUCAAAACUUUGGCGGAAGUGGCAAAGAACCGUGGGAUAGCAAUUCCGGUGGAUUUAGACAGCCAGGUAAAUACCCUCUUCAUGAAGAGCCAUUCCAACAUGGUGCAGAGAGCGGCCUUGGGAUGGAGAAUGUCUGCCCGCAGUGGACCUCGUUUUAAAGAAGCACUAGGAGGCCCUGCCUGGGAUUACAGGAAUAUCAUUGAAAAACUGCAGGAUGUAGUCUCUGCCUUGGAGCAGCAGUUCACUCCCAUGAUGCAGGCUGAAUUCUCAGUGUUGGUUGAUGUAUUGCAUAGUCCUGAACGUCUUUUUCCUGAAGGCAGUGAUGCAAGAAUAAGAUGUGGUGCUUUCUUGUUCAAGUUGAUUAAUCACACAAAGAAGCUAAUGGAGAAAGAAGAAAAACUCUGCAUUAAAAUUCUUCAGACGUUACGAGAAAUGCUUGAGAAGAAAGACAGCUUUGUGGAAGAGGGCAACACUUUAAGGAAAAUACUUCUAAAUCGUUACUUUAAAGGAGACUAUGGAAGUGGCAUGAAUGGGCCUCUUUCCGGUACCUACAGCAAAACUGCGCAAGUGGGAGGUGGCUUUUCAGGACAAGAUUCAGAUAAGUCUGCAAUAUUGAUGUCUGAUAUUCAGUGCCUUCUGGAUAAAGAAGGUGCAUCGGAACUAGUCAUAGAUGUUAUCGUAAGCACCAAAAAUGACAGAAUUUUCUCAGAAGCUAUCCUACUUGGUAUUGCAUUGCUUGAAGGUGGAAAUACACAAACACAGUAUUCCACUUACCAGCAAUUGAACGAGCAAAAAAAGUCGGAAAAAUUCUUUAAAGUUCUACAUGACCGCAUGAAAACUGCUCAGCAGACAGUCAACACUAUUGAUUUGGGUAGCAAGAAAAAGGAUGAUGAUAGUGACCUAAUUAUAUCUGCUCCAAAAAGGCGAGUAAGGGAUUCAACACUGCACCUGAAACAGGGUAUGAAGGGGCAAUUAACAGAAGCAUCUUCUGCAACAUCCAAAGCUUACUCUGUGUAUAGAAGAGAAAUGGACCCAGAAAUAGAUCUUAUGGGCUCAGGAGCAGAUGCUGCAAAUACAGAAGAAAAGUCCACAGAGGAAGCAAUAAUGAGCCCUGCUAUAACAAUCAUGCAGCCGAUACUGAGAUUUCUUCAGUUGCUAUGUGAGAACCACAACCGAGAGCUCCAGACCUUCUUAAGAAAUCAGAACAACAAAACAAAUUACAACCUAGUGUGUGAGACUCUGCAGUUUUUGGACUGUAUUUGUGGAAGUACAACAGGAGGCCUGGGCCUGUUGGGGCUAUACAUCAAUGAGAAGAACGUAGCCCUGGUGAACCAAACCCUUGAGAGCUUGACUGAAUACUGCCAAGGCCCAUGUCAUGAAAAUCAGACCUGCAUUGCUACCCAUGAGUCUAAUGGAAUUGAUAUUAUAAUUGCACUGAUCCUGAAUGACAUAAACCCUCUUGGCAAAUAUUGCAUGGACCUGGUGCUUCAGCUAAAGAACAAUGCCUCCAAGCUUUUGCUGGCUAUUAUGGAAAGCAGGCAUGAUAGUGAGAAUGCAGAAAGGAUCCUUUUUAAUAUGAGACCAAGGGAACUGGUGGACGUAAUGAAGAACGCAUACAAUCAGGCUUUAGAAUGUGAGGAACAGGAGGAGAAUGGAGAUAAUAUUUCACCAAAAGAUGUUGGUCACAAUAUAUACAUAUUGGCACAUCAGUUGGCUCGGCACAAUAAAACACUGCAGCAGAUGCUGAAGCCAGGGUCUGAUCCAGAUGACGGAGGAGAUGAAGCCUUGAAGUACUAUGCCAAUCACACAGCACAGAUUGAGAUUGUCCGUCAUGAUAGAACUAUGGAACAAAUAGUCUUCCCUGUCCCCAAUAUCUGUGAAUUCCUCACUCGAGAAUCCAAAAGUCGGGUAUUUAAUACCACAGAGAGAGAUGAACAAGGGAGCAAAGUGAAUGACUUUUUCCAACAGACAGAAGAUUUGUACAAUGAAAUGAAGUGGCAGAAGAAAAUUAGGAAUAACCUAGCCCUGUUCUGGUUCUCUAGACACAUCUCUCUCUGGGGAAGCAUUUCCUUCAACUUGGCUGUGUUCAUCAAUUUAGCAGUUGCUCUCUUCUACCCCUUUGGAGAUGAUGGAGAUGAAGGCACACUUUCUCCAUUGUUCUCAGUCCUCCUUUGGAUAGCAGUGGCAGUCUGUACAGCUAUGCUGUUCUUCUUCUCCAAGCCUGUUGGUAUCCGACCCUUUUUAGUGUCUGUAAUUCUCAGGUCUAUAUACACAAUAGGGCUUGGGCCUACAUUGAUACUUCUUGGUGCUGCUAAUCUUUGUAACAAAAUAGUAUUUCUGGUGAGCUUUGUUGGAAACCGCGGAACGUUCACUCGAGGUUACAGAGCAGUCAUUAUGGACAUGGCCUUUCUCUACCAUGUAGCAUACGUCCUGGUCUGCAUGCUGGGCCUCUGUGUGCAUGAAUUCUUCUAUAGUUUCCUGCUGUUCGAUUUGGUGUACAGGGAGGAGACUUUGCUCAAUGUCAUCAAAAGUGUUACCCGAAAUGGCCGCUCCAUUAUCCUUACUGCUGUGCUGGCUCUCAUCUUGGUUUACCUUUUCUCCAUUAUUGGGUUCCUGUUCUUGAAAGAUGACUUCAUCAUGGAGGUGGAGCGAUUAAAAAACAGAACAUCUAUUGCAGGUAACGGCGAAGCUCCUACCACAACUCUAACGUCAAUGAUGGAAACAUGUGCAAAAGAAAAUUGUUCCACUGCGCUACCUAUUACCAACCUAGGUAAAGAAGAAAAGGAGAAUGGAACUGAGAGGACCUGUGACACUCUGCUAAUGUGCAUCGUUACAGUGUUAAACCAAGGCCUGAGAAAUGGCGGUGGUGUGGGGGAUGUGCUAAGAAAACCUUCCAAAGACGAGCCCUUGUUUGCUGCCCGAGUUGUUUAUGAUCUUCUAUUUUAUUUCAUUGUCAUAAUUAUUGUUCUGAACCUCAUGGGGGGGGUUAUAAUAAACAGUUUUGCUCAUGACUUGAAUUUCAAUCCUGCUGCGGAUAAAAGUUGAUUGAGUGCUUUUGUGUUUUUUGCAGGACUGGAGCGGGACAAGUUUGAUAAUAAGACUGUUUCAUUUGAGGAGCAUAUAAAGUCAGAACACAACAUGUGGCAUUAUUUGUACUUUAUCGUCCUAGUCAAAGUGAAAGACCCAACCGAAUACACUGGUCCUGAAAGUUACGUGGCUCAAAUGAUUGUGGAGAAGAAUUUGGACUGGUUCCCUCGCAUGCGAGCCAUGUCCCUGGUUAGCAACGAAGGGGACAAUGAGCAAAAUGAAAUUAGAAACCUGCAAGAGAAGUUGGAGUCAACCAUGAGCCUUGUAAAACAGCUCUCCGGUCAGCUUGCUGAGCUCAAGGAACAGAUGACAGAACAAAGAAAAAAUAAGCAGAGGCUGGGCUUUCUUGGAUCAAACACGCCCCAUGGGAAUCAUCACAUGCCACCACACUGAUACCAGGGGGAGAAGUCGAGAAGCUGUGACUAGCCUUUCAUCAGUAUUCCUGCUUGAUUACAGAAUAAAAGGCAGAUAUCCAGAGGAGUGAACAGUGCCUAUUGUUAAAGUUAAAAACAACCAAGUGCCAAGAUGUUAAGUGGUUUAGCUCUGGGAACAAUUUGUAACUGUUUUUCCACGGUUAAAGGGACCACAACCCAGAAUGCAAGAAAGACAAGGGAGCUCUUCUGUAUUCAUUCUACGGACCAAACUCCACUGGGUUUACACUCUGCCACUCAGUCGACUUCAGCGAGGACUGUAUAAAAUGCAAGUCAGGGCUGUAUUUCUUAAAGCUAAUUUAAGAUUUCUCCUCAAAGUAAUGGAAUAACCAAGGUGCUGGGGAGGAGGUAUAGUUUAAUACCACAAAUGUAACAGCCUUCUUCAGACUCAGUAGAAAUUGUUUCUUGUUUUAUUUACGAAAUAGCAACAUUUCUUGUAUUUGCUUGCAUUCUUUAAUAUUACCAUAAAUACAUCAGCGGGAGCAGUUAUAACAUUACUGCAAGUUAACAUCUGCUAGAGGCAAAAAAUCAGCAACAACAACAACAAAACAAAAACCCUACGCUCAGACUAAAAAAAGCAGCAAGGAGAAACAUUUGUGCUUUUGAAUUUUAACUGUCAUCAUGCAAUUUCUUAUUUAUGACAUGGAACACAAUGGAGUUACAGUUGUGGGAACUUAGAAUUAAUGCAUAGAAGAACACUGACAACGUAACUGAAAGCGAUUUUUCUCCUGGAGUCAGAUGUUCUCUGUUAACGAAGUUGCAAGUGGAGAUUUCACAUAUUGUAAUGUUAAAUCAUGUUUUAAAUUCAAGCUCUAAAAAGGAUUUAGAAUAAAUGUGUUUUAAAAUCUGUAUUGAGGGGACUAACAAAAAAACAGCUUAAAAAUGACUGUCUACAAGGAAUUGUCACUACUUACCAUAAGCACAGGGUAGGCACUGUUUGAAACAAGUAUAUCAGGGCCAUAUCCUGCUGUGUAUACUCAGUCCUACUUUCAGGGGGAAAGCUGUCUGAGUUAAAGAUCUGUUCCUGCUUGCUCUUCAGGCAUGGAACUCUCAAUGAUCUUAUCGGCCAGGCUCUUAAAGCUAAUUUUGUUGGAUUGGGCCCUAAAAGCAGGACUGCAGUGUCCUGCCGGACACUUGUACUUUUUCCGCCGUAUCAUUCUGACUGUUCAAAAAGAAAGUCACAGAGUUAGUUCAACUCCACGAGACUUUUAGCUUUGGGGAGAGGUUUUCAAGGUACAAAUGAGAGUUGGGAACUUAAAUCCCUUUGAAAAUCAAUAGGAGUUAGGCUCCAACUGCCCUUUGUCCCUUUGAAAAGUCUCCUCUUUCGUUUUUAUGAGUAAGGUAUUUAGCAGGUAUCAGUAAGGGAUUUUAAGAGGCAUUCAUUAGAGCUGUUUGUGAAAUCAUUCUCUCUCCCCACCCCGAAAAAUUUCAGAGGGAAAAAAGGAAAAAUUAAAGAAUGAAUGUUAAAAGGCAAGUUUUCAAUCACUGAAAAAAACUUAAGUUUUUUACCCAACAAGUCUCAGUUUUUAAAAGCAGAAAUUGUUUUUUUCAGAGGAUUUAAUUAAAAAAAAAAAUUUAUGUCAAAAAGUGAGAUCAAUUUUUAACUAGCAUCAAUAUACACUUUACAAAAUGGUAAUGUUACUGUUUAUAAAAGCAAGUCAGGUGAGAAGUGGCAGGACUGGGGAAAAAAAAAA